UUAGCCGUUAAUUGGUAUUCAUCCUUCUGCUGAUCGUUUAUUUACCUCUCAGCCCCGCCCCAGACCCGGGGCCCCCUGCUGGCUCCCUAGCACCCUGACAGUAGGUGAAGGGAGGGACUUAAUCUGCCUUGUUUAUCCCUUCCACGUGUUUCUCUCCAUGUGGCUCCAAGGGGGCGUAGCUAACCAGCCCGGAGUCAAUGAUUGGUGCUGGGCAUUCGGAAGGGGCGUGGUCAGGUUGGUACCCGCUCCCGGGCCAGGUUUAAAUGGACUGGGAGGGGCCGCUUGAGUAGCGUAGCUGCUGUUCUCCCUGGGCUGUGACUCAGGUAAGUACCGGCCCUGUAGGGGUUGUGUCUCUGCUGUGCUUGGGGCUCAUAGCUGGGCUUGUCUGUGUCCAGUUCUGAGCUCCCCUGGGAUCCUGGGCUUUUCCCUCCUCCAUGGGCUAGAGAUGGGAGAUUUCCACCCUCCCAUGGGUGGGGAGGGGGAAGUACCUGCUACGAUGCCUCUGGCAGGAGGGUGCUUUCUUCGCAGACCUAGUAGUCCAUCUGGCCUAGGAACAGGCUAAUUGUGGCCUGACACCUGCUCAUUGACUUCCUGAGUGAGGAACUACAGCUGUUCCCUUCACCCCUCCCCUCUUAGCUCUCCUGUCCUGGCACGGCCCAGAGCUCAGCCAGGGGCCCUCCCACAAUGAUGCAGGUGCUGUGAAUUGGGCUGAAGGGCAGUCACAGGAGGCUACUGUUCUUGCAGGAUCACUUGCUAGAUGGCAUUCUGUGCUGGUUACUUGGCAGUUCAGAGGGCCUGGUUGCUGCUGGGUAGAGUGACCAGAUGUUCCUAUUUUAUAGGGACAGUCCUGAUUUUGGGGUCUCUUUCUUAUAUAGGCUUCUAUUACCCACCCACAGCAGUAGGGUGACCAUUCAGAGGUGUGUGUGUGAUACAACUUCCUCCAGGAGCUGUCUUGUAGCCAACAAUGCUCAGGCGGCCUGGUCAGUGAUCAAAAACUCUCCUAGCCUAAUUGCCUCUGGUACCUAUGUUUGUGGGGACCAGCGACCUCCAAGCAACUCUGCUCACUCUACCUUCCCUGUUCAGUUAGAAACCUGGUCCCCAAUUAAACCUGUACUUGGCAAUAAACCUACAUCCUUACUAGCUUGAGGUGGCUCUGGGUGGGACAGAGCUGAGCAUGGUCCUGGGGGGAGAGGGGCUGCAUGGGGGCAGGGAGCCUGUCUAAAGCCCUCUCUGUCAUAGAAACCAGCACCAUGGGGAAAGAGAAAAUCCACAUCAACAUCGUGGUGAUCGGCCAUGUGGACUCCGGGAAAUCCACCACCACCGGGCACCUCAUCUACAAGUGCGGGGGCAUUGACAAGAGAACCAUCGAGAAGUUCGAGAAGGAGGCGGCUGAGAUGGGUAAGGGAUCCUUCAAAUACGCCUGGGUGCUGGAUAAGCUGAAGGCCGAGCGGGAGCGUGGAAUCACCAUUGACAUCUCCCUGUGGAAGUUCGAGACCACCAAGUACUACAUCACCAUCAUCGAUGCCCCUGGCCACAGAGACUUCAUCAAGAACAUGAUCACCGGCACCUCUCAGGCUGACUGUGCGGUGCUGAUUGUGGCGGCGGGUGUGGGAGAGUUUGAAGCUGGCAUCUCUAAGAAUGGGCAGACCCGGGAGCAUGCCCUGCUGGCCUACACGCUGGGGGUGAAGCAGCUCAUUGUUGGGGUGAACAAAAUAGACUCCACGGAGCCCCCUUACAGUGGCAAGCGCUACCAGGAGAUCACCAAGGAAGUGAGCACCUACAUCAAGAAGAUCGGCUACAACCCAGCCUCUGUGGCUUUCGUGCCCAUCUCUGGUUGGCAUGGGGACAACAUGCUGGAGGCCAGCGCCAAUAUGCCUUGGUUCAAAGGCUGGAAGAUCACUAGGAAGGAUGGGAAUGCUGCAGGCACCACUCUCAUGGAAGCUCUUGAUUCCAUUAUCCCUCCUUCCCGCCCAAUUAACAAGCCACUCCGUCUGCCCCUGCAGGAUGUCUACAAGAUUGGUGGAAUCGGAACGGUCCCAGUGGGCCGCGUGGAGACUGGCUUCAUGAAGGCCGGCAUGGUUGUGACUUUUGCCCCCACCAAUAUUACCACGGAGGUGAAGUCGGUGGAAAUGCACCAUGAGGCUCUGGCAGAGGCGCUGCCGGGUGACAACAUUGGGUUCAACGUGAAGAACGUGUCUGUGAAAGACAUCCGGCGUGGGAACGUGGCCGGAGACAGCAAGAACGACCCUCCCAUGGAGGCUGGCAGCUUCACCUCUCAGGUCAUCAUCCUGAACCACCCGGGCAAGAUCGCCGCUGGCUACUCCCCAGUGCUGGAUUGCCACACUGCUCACAUCGCCUGCAAGUUUGCGGAGCUGAAGGAGAAGAUCGACCGCAGGUCUGGCAAGAAGCUGGAGGACCAUCCCAAGGCACUGAAGUCCGGGGAUGCUGCCAUUGUGCAGAUGAUUCCUGGCAAACCCAUGUGUGUGGAGAGCUUCUCGGAGUACCCACCUCUUGGUCGCUUUGCUGUUCGUGACAUGAGACAGACGGUGGCCGUGGGGGUGAUCAAGGGGGUAGAGAAGAAAGCCAGUGCAGCUGCCAAAGUCACCAAGUCAGCUGUGAAGGCCAGUAAGAAAUGAAGACUGGGCAGCACCAAAACCCAACAGGCAAAAUCACCGUCUGGACUGACUUGUACAGCACUGAGCCUCAGCAAGUGGCACUGGCCGAGCCAUGGGUGGGAUGGGUCUGCCUGACCCCUUGCACUUUAACUUUUCUAACUGUCCUCAC
This is a messenger RNA of Malaclemys terrapin pileata, 2784 nucleotides long. RefSeq names its product elongation factor 1-alpha 1-like. The record is from RefSeq and is a predicted model, not a curated record. Lineage: Eukaryota; Metazoa; Chordata; Testudines; Emydidae. Gene Ontology annotation, biological process: translational elongation; translation. The transcript is spliced from 7 exons. Bases 1200 to 2636 code for a protein of 478 amino acids. Gene Ontology annotation, molecular function: translation elongation factor activity; GTPase activity; GTP binding.